AUGCAAGGGCAUGAUGCUGAGCGUGGACAUGCAAUACUUGAAUGCUGCCAAGCGCAGGUCGAGGAUCUCGACCAGAUCUUGCAGCUAGACACUCAGGCUUACAAUGGGAAGAGCCUCUGGCCCAGAAGCAUCUACGAAUCCGAGUUGAACUCAACUAACAAUGAGAUAUUUGUCUUGAAAUUCCCAGAAAAUGGUGAGAUUGUAGGGUUUGCAUGUUGUUCUCUUGUCUUGGACGAAUGUAGCAUAACAAACAUCGUUGUAUCAAAGAAUCAUCUCAGGAAGGGUUUCGCCAGUCAACUUCUAUCCUACAUGCUUGACUUUGGCAACAGCAAAGGAGUACGGCAGUGGUACCUGGAGGUCAGGGCAGAAACGAAUCCGGCGGCUGUUGCUCUCUACAAAAAGUUCGGGUUCGAGAGUGUUGGCAGGCGGAAGCAUUACUAUUCAAACCCUAGAGAGGACGCUCUGAUCCUGCAGCGUGGGUUGGAUCUUUCACAGAUAUCUUGA
Guillardia theta CCMP2712 is the source of this 504-nucleotide messenger RNA. RefSeq lists its product as hypothetical. The transcript has a single exon. Gene Ontology annotation, biological process: N-terminal protein amino acid acetylation. Gene Ontology annotation, molecular function: N-acetyltransferase activity. The record is from RefSeq and is a predicted model, not a curated record. Bases 1 to 504 code for a protein of 167 amino acids. NCBI's taxonomy places the organism in Eukaryota, Cryptophyceae, Pyrenomonadales, Geminigeraceae.